Zingiber officinale is the source of this 1076-nucleotide messenger RNA. RefSeq names its product nuclear cap-binding protein subunit 2-like. The coding region runs from base 123 to 863 and encodes 246 amino acids. The transcript is spliced from 8 exons. The record is from RefSeq and is a predicted model, not a curated record. Gene Ontology annotation, biological process: mRNA cis splicing, via spliceosome. NCBI's taxonomy places the organism in Eukaryota, Viridiplantae, Streptophyta, Magnoliopsida, Zingiberales, Zingiberaceae. Gene Ontology annotation, cellular component: nuclear cap binding complex. Gene Ontology annotation, molecular function: RNA cap binding.
AAAUGAUAUUUUUAUUUUUUCUUCCUGGCCGACCCGCACGUUGUUUAACCUACAAAACCCUACCUUCCCCUAUCUAACUUCGGCGGAUCACUUCGGCGGAUCACUAACACCAACUAAGAUAGAUGGCUUCUUUGUUCAAGGAUCUCGCUAAGCUGUCGGCCUACAGGGACAGAAGGUUCCACGGCAACCAGGAGGAGUACGAGCGGGCGCUUCAGGCGUCGACGACGGUCUACGUCGGCAACAUGUCAUUUUACUCCACUGAGGAACAGGUUUACGAGCUCUUCUCCCGCGCGGGCGAGAUAAAGAAGAUCAUCAUGGGGCUGGACAAGAACACAAAGACCCCUUGCGGCUUCUCCUUUGUAUUGUACUAUUCUAGGGAGGAUGCUGAAGAUGCUGUUAAGUAUAUUAGUGGGACAAUGCUCGAUGAUCGUCCAAUACGUGUAGAUUUUGAUUGGGGGUUUGAGGAAGGCAGGCAGUGGGGUCGUGGUCGAAGUGGUGGACAAGUGAGAGACGAAUAUCGUACUGACUAUGAUCCAGGUAGAGGUGGCUAUGGAAAGAUGGUCCAGAGAGAGCUAGAAGCACAGAGAGAAUUAGUAGAUUAUGGUACAGAUGCUCUAGGUGCUUUUCAACCGGCUGGCCCAUAUGGCAGGCAUGGCGGAGAACAUGGACAUGGGGGGUCAUAUAGGCAUGGUAGAGAUCAUCGAAAACGGUAUAGAGAUGACGAUCGCUCCACAUCCGAAAGAGUAUCAAGUUAUGAAUCAAGGAAAACUACAGAUCAGGAGCAGAGACCGGAGAAGAACCCUCGGUUUCGAGAGAGUGGUGACUCGGACGAAGAAGAUGAUGACCGAAGAAGACGUCGGUAACAACAAAGAAGCCAACGCGAUAUCACUUUUGUAUUGUGAACUCUUGCUGCAAUCACAUGCCACUAGAAUUUUUAGUGAUGCAGGACUUCAUGUGGAGUUUGUAGUUGCAUUAUUCUCCAACACAUUCUGCUACCUAAGAUUUUAACCAAAAUGCAUUUUAUGUUGCAUUAAAGACUGAACUUGAAUUUCACAAAACCCCAAUAUUCAUACCAA